Molecule: messenger RNA, 3237 nt
Organism: Leptopilina boulardi
Lineage: Eukaryota; Metazoa; Arthropoda; Insecta; Hymenoptera; Figitidae
Product: fatty acid synthase-like
Exons: 12
Coding region: 1-3237 (1078 amino acids)
Biological process (GO): fatty acid biosynthetic process
Molecular function (GO): fatty acid synthase activity
Source: RefSeq, a predicted model, not a curated record
AUGGCAUCAAAAUUGACGGGACACGAAAUAGUUAUAUCCGGUAUAGCUGGAAAAUUUCCAAAUAGUGAUAAUAUCAACGAAUUGCAGAAGAAUCUUUUAAAUAAAAUAGACUGCAUUGGUGACUGCAAAGCUCGAUGGGACUACGAACAUUCUCAAGUUCCUCAACGAAUCGGUACAAUGAAAAAUAUUGACAAUUUUGAUCGUGUAUUUUUUGGAGUUCAUGGAAAAAUACUAGAUUGUAUGGACCCUUUGAUAAGAAUAACUAUAGAAACUGCAUACGAAGCAAUCAUAGAUGCUGGAAUUAAUCCAAACAAUUUGAAAGGUAGUAAGUCGGCAGUUUUUACUGGUAGUAGUUUUUCAGAGGCAGAAAAAUCAUUAUUUUAUGACAAAUCUAUGCAAAAAGGCUACGGUUUAUUAGGAGUAUGUCGUGCUAUAUUGCCAAAUCGAAUUUCUUUUUUUUUCGACCUCAAUGGACCAAGUGCUAACGUCGAUUCUAGUUGCUGUGGAGGUGCCAAUGCUUUACACGAAGGAUUUAUCGCAAUUAAAGAUGGACGAGUUAAAAAUGCCAUUAUUGCUGCCAGUAAUAUUGUUUUACAUCCACAAAUGUCACUACAAUUAUUUUUGUUAGGACUUCUAUCGCCUGAUGGCAAAACAAAAUCAUUCGAUGAUGCAGCUGAUGGUUAUGCUCGCAGCGAAGCAACUGUAGUUCUAUUUCUUCAAAAGGCUCGAGAUGCAAAGCGCAUUUAUGCGGAAGUGAAAAAUACAGGCAUUUGUUUUGGAAAUAUCAAUAAUGACAAAUCGCAUUUUUAUCAGACCUAUGAAUCUCAAGCCAAUCUAAUGAAAAACACCUUGAAAGAGUGUGGUCUUUUUGCUCAAGACAUUUCAUACGUAGAAGCCGACGGUUCAGGUAUUAAAGAUGUCGAUGCCGAAGAAGUAAAAGCAAUUGACGAAGUUUACAAUGAAGGUCGAAAAUUACCCCUUUCAAUUGGAUCUGUCAAAUCUAAUCUUGGCUCCAGUUCAGCUGUUAAUCCACUCAAUGGAAUUAUUAAGGUGAUCACUGCAAUGGAAUCAGGAUACAUUCCACCAAAUCUUCAUUUUAAAGAGGCAUCUAACAAAAUCCCUGCUCUUAAAGAAGGUCGAUGUAAAGUUGUAACAGAAUUAACUCCCUGGACUGGAGACUAUGCAGUCGUUAAUAGUUUAUCAUUAUCUGGUACUAGUGCUAAUAUUAUAUUAAAAGAUUUCAAAAAGGACAAGAAAAAUGGAGGAAAACCUGACGACAGUCUUCCAAGAUUAGUCAUGUGUUCAGGUUGUACGGAAGAAGCUGUUGACUACAUACUAAGCGAUCUGGAAAGCAGACCUGUCGAUGUAGAAAUGCUUCAGCUUAUGUAUGACAUAUUUGAAACUGAAAUUCCAGCUCAUACAUAUCGAGGUUAUACAGUAGUCCCUCCAUAUGGAUUAACAAAGAUAAAAACGAGAAAAAUUGAACAUUACUCGAAUAUUAAGAGAGAAAUUUGGUACAUGUUUUCCGGUAUGGGUUCUCAAUGGGCCGGAAUGGGAAAAGCUUUGUUGCAAAUACCAGUUUUCGAAGAAUCUAUAAAGAAAUGUGAUAAAGUCCUUAAGACCCGUGGGAUUGACAUUAUGCACAUCAUUACAGAAAAUGAUCCGAAAAUAUUUGACAACAUUCUAAAUGCUUUUGUUGGAAUUGCUGCUAUUCAAAUUGGGUUAGUAGACCUGUUAACUUCGAUUGGACUGAAACCAGAUUUUGUAAUUGGUCAUUCAAUUGGAGAAUUAGGUUGUGCUUAUGCUGAUGAAUCUCUUACAGCAGAGCAAAUGAUUCUUUGUGCCUCAGCUAGAGGUUCGGCUUCUGUGGAAACAGAUUUGAUAAAAGGAUCAAUGGCAGCAGUUGGUAUUGGAUAUAAAGAUAUCAAAAAUUUUUGUCCGCCUGAUAUUGAAAUUGCUUGUCAUAACAGCGAAAAUAAUUGUACUAUCAGUGGUCCUACAGAUUCGGUAAAAGCAUUUUCCACACAGUUGAAGACGAGAAAAAUUUUUGUCAAAGAAGUUCAGUGUGGUAACAUAGCCUACCAUAGUCGGUAUAUUGCUCCAGCAGGUGAAAAAUUAAUAAAAUACCUUCAAAAAGUAAUACCUAAUCCAAAGCCUAGAAGUAAUCGUUGGUUAAGCAGUUCAGUUCCACGUGAAGAAUGGAAAUCUGCUAAGGCUCAACUAUCAUCCGCAGAAUAUCAUACAAAUAAUUUUCUAAAUACUGUUCUGUUUGCUGAAACAGCAAAAUGUAUUCCAUCGAAUGCAAUUGUUAUAGAAAUAGCUCCCCACGGUCUUCUACAAGCAAUCGUGAGAAAAUCAUUGCCAGAAAAUGUCCUUAAUGUACCGUUAGCCAAAAGAGGUGAUUCAGACAAUGUCUCAUUCCUUUUGGAUGCGUUAGGUAAAAUAUACAAUGCUGGUUACAAUAUCAAUGUGUCCAAUCUUUAUCCUAAAAUCAGCUAUCCAGUAUCACGAGGAACACCGUCAAUUUCAUCUUUAAUUCAAUGGGAUCACUCUACUAAGUGGUGUUCUAACACAAUCAAGCAAGAUGAUCAAUUUAAGAAAGGAGAAAUGAACUUCGUAAUUGAUUUAAAGGAUGACAAGUGGCAGUAUCUAAAAAAUUUCAAGAUUGAAAACAAAAUUGUGAUUCCUAAUUUUUUGUACUUAAAACUUGCCUGGGAUGUUUUAAAAUUGUUCCAAAAUAAAUGUGUACUCUCAAUAAUUUAUCACAAUGUAACAAUCCAUCAGCAGCAAGUAGAGAUACCAAUUGAAGAAAAUAUCGUUUUAUUAACAAUGGUUCAAAAAGGCACUGGUUUCUUUCAAGUAACCAAUAACGAAAUUGUACUAUGCUCAGGAAUAUUGGAAGCAAUUAAUGCUCCUGAUGAGAACUGUAUUCAAGUUCAUAAAAAGGACGAAAAAAUUUAUCAGAAUUUAAGUGAAAGUGAUGUUUACACUGAAUUACAGAUGCGAGGUUUACAAUACUCAGGUCCCUUUAGAACGAUUUGUAAAUCAUCAACUAAUGGGUCUCAGGGAACUUUAGUAUGGAAAGAUAAUUGGACAACAUUUUUAGAUGGAAUGUUUCAGAUGUAUGUCUUUGGAAAUUAUGUUAGAAAAACACAAGUGCCAUUUAAAAUUAGAAAAAUCAUUAUAAACUUAAAACAGCACAAUGAAAUUAUUAGCAAAAAUACCUGUAUCAGUUGA